Molecule: messenger RNA, 303 nt
Organism: Sorex araneus (European shrew)
Lineage: Eukaryota; Metazoa; Chordata; Mammalia; Eulipotyphla; Soricidae
Gene: PRR15L
Product: proline rich 15 like
Exons: 1
Coding region: 1-303 (100 amino acids)
Source: RefSeq, a predicted model, not a curated record
AUGACUGAGGUCGGCUGGUGGAAGCUGACCUUCCUCCGGAAAAAGAAAUCCACUCCCAAGGUGCUGUAUGAGAUCCCUGACACCGACGUCCAAACCGAGGGCAGCACAGAGCCCCCUCGGACGGAGAGCGGGAGCCCCAAUAGCGACUUCGAUGCCCGCCUGGAGAAGAUCGUGGACAAGAGCACCAAGGGCAAACACGUCAAAGUCUCCAACUCGGGGCGCUUCAAAGAGAAGAAGAAAGUUCGGGCCACCCUGGCAGAGAACCCCAACCUCUUUGAUGACAGGGAGGGCAAAGGACAGUGA